Messenger RNA from Blastomyces dermatitidis ER-3, 4969 nucleotides. RefSeq lists its product as uncharacterized. Gene Ontology annotation, cellular component: telomerase holoenzyme complex. Lineage: Eukaryota; Fungi; Ascomycota; Eurotiomycetes; Onygenales; Ajellomycetaceae. Gene Ontology annotation, molecular function: protein binding; telomerase RNA binding; telomeric repeat DNA binding. Gene Ontology annotation, biological process: nuclear-transcribed mRNA catabolic process, nonsense-mediated decay. The transcript has 4 exons. The record is from RefSeq and is a predicted model, not a curated record. The coding region runs from base 583 to 2994 and encodes 803 amino acids.
CUGCCAAGAACUGACAGCAUUUUCGAAGACGCUAAAUCCAGUGCGCCGCAAAGACAUUUUUUAGCUCUCCAGCCUUGCAGAAUCCCACGGGUCGGCCGCAACCUGGGCGAUGGCACAGUAUUGGCUACAGCGUUCGCAAAUAGUUCGCCCUUAGCUUGAGGCAUCUGCCUGCCCAGCCGGUGCAGGGGUGGAUGGGCACUAAUCCGGCCUAGUUGGACGCAGGUGCGAGGUUGCGCCCGUCAUGGCAAGACGGAUGUUGCAAAUAUUAUGAAACCCCAUCGACCUCGGGAUAUCCUGAGCUUCUGUCUGGGAGAGGUUUAGAUAAAGGGCGACACCCGGGCGAGUGUUAUUCUCGGCACUGGAUAUUUCCAGAUGGAAGAGCCUCGAAAGUGUUUAAAAAGAGCCCGAACAACUUUCCAGAUUUCUGUUUUUCCGAAGAUGCAUCAUCCUUGAAAAUCCCCUCCAAGGGCUCUGCCAAAUUUAUAUUUAUAUACGUUCAACCAAAUUUCUCACCACAGCCGAAUUCAAAUCCAACAAUACUACCAAAGGCGCCAGUCAAUUACAAUCUCUGGGGCCCCUGCUAUGGACAAACAACCAGACCGCGAUUCUCACAGUAGUCGAUCAAGGAAUCAAGGAAGCAAGAAAAAAACAAGAGGAACAGCGACGAAGAAACGAGCAGCCAAUGUAAAACUCGCUCCCAGGCCGCAGCCGCCCUUCGAUGAAGAGGAAUCGCCAAUCAGAAUCGGGGUCUACUCCACCCAGCAGCAGCAGCAGCCUCAGUCGAACCGUCGUGAAUUGGAACGCCCCAACCUCGACGUCCUCAGAUCCCCAGCACCUUCCAACCCGCCAGAUAUCGCAGGCUGGGGAGGAAAUGCUAAGAAGCGGCCCGCUGCUGCCGUUGAAUGUGAAGACUCUCGAAUCUCAGCGGGUUAUUCAUAUGUCAAUGCCUCUGGUGAAAAUCAACCCGAGGGUGGCUCUCACCUCCAAGCUGGAAACAAUGAACAACAUCUGCCAACACACUAUGUUGUAGAUUUUACAAUAUCCGAUCCGGAUGCUCCAGCGACCCCGGGGGUGAUCUCCGCUCCUGUUCAAAGUGACCGUGCUCCUGACCCAGUAUCAAGCGUCCGUCCAUCGCUAUUUCCUGAAGAAUGGGAGCCAGAUCAAACUAUCUCAGACGACGUGCAGGAAGUUUUGAGAUUUAAAUCUGCCUCAUAUGGGGUGGAGGAGGACCCCGAACCGCCAGAAACAUCCACCAUGCUUCGACAAUGUCAUGUUAAGAAGCUAUCAUACGAGACAUUGGUGGGGGAAGUUAAAGAUAUAUACAACGCUCUUUUGACAACUGAAAUAAGAUGCCUUGUAGAAUGUGCGAAAAUCGAACACAUUACCAAGUUGAAUGAAACACAGUGGGCCGAUCUGGUUGAAUGUCACAAAACCCUCCUUCAUCACCAUUAUAAUUUACUCAUAUGUACACAACAUCCAAUCAGCGGCAGAGAAAUUUCUGCAAUUCCUGUGACAUGCAAAAUGCCAUCUCGCCUGCUGCACCAGGGCAUCUACAUCUUUCUAGAAAUCAUGAAAGCUCGACGUCCGGAUAGUCAUGAUUAUAUGACUCCCUUCAUCUACGAUGCGUACGGCCUAAUAGCGCUGCUUAUAGAAACGGCCCCCAGAUUCAAAAAUGUGUGGCUUGAAUGUCUUGGUGACCUGGCCAGCUAUAUGAUGUGCCUUGAGGAGAGGGAUUCAAUUGAGAACAGGGCCUGGAAAGUAGUUUCAUCGCAAUGGUAUCACAAGGCCCUCGACGAGAACCCGGGGAAAGGAAGUCUUUACCACCGACUUGGUAAUCUUUCAACACCCAACAUGGGUCGGCAAUUGUUCUUUUACUCCAAGUCUCUUGUGGCAACCGAACCAUACACAAUGUCAAAGAACCGUGUUGAGUCUGCCUUUAAGAUGGCUUUGGACUCAAUUCAGAGUCGGGGUGUCACGACCCCAGACUUACCAUCCUGGUUUGUGGGGUCGCAUGCAAUGCUUAUUCGCAGUGGUUCAAUUCACAGCUUCAUUGUGUAUGUGAAGGAGUAUAUUGUCAAUUUUGCCGCCCAAGUUAAGCAACAGACUUUCAAAUUCCGGGAAGCAGCAAUCUGCAUGGGAGUCCCCAACAUCGCUGCAAUGUUACAAUAUGGUGAGCAGGAUGGCAUUCUUACAAGGAUGUUUAUAGACUCUCAAAAGCUGAGCUCGGAGGUUAGGUUACAGAACGCUAUACAGCACUGGCUCAUGCUUCCUAAAAACCCUACUCAAAACACUCUGGACAAAGACUUUCCUUCUGAUGCUGCAACUUUCUCUACUCCUUUGAAAAAACUUACUUACAGCACAUAUUUAAAUUUUCAUACACUCUCUUUUGUUCUUAAAUAUACCCGAAACGAAAAUAUUAUUCCAUAUGUCCACCUCUCUCUUGCAUUUAUUUGGAGCCUGGCAUUAGUUCCGGAUUCCAUGAUGUAUGUGGAGGGAGAAAUUCCCUGGACAAAGAUCACUAUCUUUCUAAAUAUGUUGAACCGGGCAUUUAUCAGCGAAUCCAGGCUUGAAAAUGUCAACUUCCCGAUCCCGACUGAAACAAAAUUCCGACAAUUACCAGAGGAUUUCUUCUUUCGAAGCCAAAUAUGGUCGCAAACACUAUAUCCAUCUGAUUUCUUCGCGGGUGCUACCAUCGACGACGACAGCCGUGGAAGAGACGUGCCCAGCACCAAAUCGGCCCGCAACGAGCGCUGUCUAUGGUAUGGAUAUCGUCUAGCAUCGUGCGGCCGUUGGAUUCAGUUAUUCGAGGAAAACGGCGUGAAGAAAUUUAGACCUACAGAUUAUGCCAACCAACUCGAAGAGACAGCUAUGCAUCCUAAAGUGUUUAGUCGGCCUCAAAGGGCUGUCGCUACUUCCCUGCCUAGCUCUCUAUCUAGCUCCCCGCCUAGCAAAUCUAGGUUGACCCAGCCGCCUAGGAAAGGGAGAGGCCGUUGAUACGCAAAAGGUCAUCGUCGCGCCUUUCCAAGCUUGGUCAGACAUCGCAGAACCCCUAAAUGCACGAUUAAGGGAAGGAAGGUCGUAAGAGAGGGAUUUCAAAGCGGAAUUAAGCCGGAGAAAUUACCCUUUAUCUAGGACGUAUGAGUGAACCCCACUCUGUGUCCCCAGGGUUUAAUGUCAACUACGGAUUUGCAGGUGGCGCUCGGAAAUUCUAGCUGCUGUUGGGGGGGGGGGUCUCCAGCUUCGUACGCCGGGGCAUAUUUCUUAUAUCUGUUUCACACGCAAAGCCGCAUCCUAUACGGACCGUUGCGCUUAAUAUUUACAUUUAGCACAUGUAUGGCCGGCUUCAGCAUCUAAUUAAUAAGGCGGGCGGUUAUUUUCCCAUGAUGUCCGAUGGUCAUGGAGAUUCACACUUUCGGUUCCUGUAUUCGUUUUAAUAUAUGAAUAGUUUCAAACAGGACAUAAGUUAACAAAUACAAUUUGAUAAUUUUAACUUCGCUCAAGCAACACGGACAAAAUAUGCUCUACGAGGUUACAACGCUUUUAGGGAAAGUUCUCUUUUGGCUUCUCAGUUCAGUGCCAAAACUUUUUUCCGUGGUAGAUGUACCAAUUGGGGGAUCAAAUCGGAUGUAAAGGAGAUAUAUCUCGCACAGACAGACACAAAAAGACAAAGUACAUCAUAGAAAAAUUCUUCCCAUUGCCAAAAUCUCCCAUGGAUAUUCCCACAAUCACUCACGGUUUAUGUUAAAUACUUGACCCCCCUGACACGCCAUUCCAAUUGUUUGCCGUAAAAUGCAGCACGAAUAAACUUGAUCACGCGCCCUAAUUCCGGACAGAGAAGUGUGCUGAACACGAAUAGUAACGCCGUCAUCUCAACGCCUCUCCACACCUACAAUCUAUCCCUUAUCCUAUCAUCGAGAGGCAAAGCCACUGCAAGGUCAGGCCUAUUCAUCUAGUCAAUAUGGCAAACCUAUUGGCGCAUGUAUGUAUCUACAAGCGUUCACGAAUAAUAUAAGGAAUAUCUAGCCUCCUAUUGUCAUUUCGUCUGACGACAAUUGUACAUGUACAUGUACAUGCACAUUACCAGGGCGGUGAUCAAAUCCGGUCAAAGAAAAUGUCUUUCUGGCCCAGACGGACGGGUGCGGGAGGGUGCAGGAAGAUUCAUCAGACGUAUCAUUUGCACCACUUGGGCCGGGCUGCAAUCUUUUUAUUUCAGUUUAAUACUUUCCUUCUCGAGAAGUUAGUGGUUAACACCGCCCAAAAAGGGGAUACGGUGGACUUUUGCUUUUUGAUCUCGUUUGGCGUCUUAAAGUCGCAUGCGUUAACUACAAAGGGCAGAGUUCAGGCACCUUGAUGUGUCGGUCCUACCCGGCGAAGGCUCUGCGCUGUGAAUGCAGGGAUUACUGGGGUGCCUCUCAUCUGCGUUAGUGGGUCUCAAUCAUUGGCUAGAUUUGUCGUUUGUUAUUCACUUGGUCUGGAGGUUAUGUCGUGCUCUCGGCCCAGCGAGGUUGAAAGACAGGCGGAUGCGUGGUGGGUGGUGAUGCGGAACAAAGGCUGAAGUGAGCAUUGGCAACUCAUUCUGCAUGAGGCUUUAUUCAAGUGGAUUCAAUGGUUAAAUCAAUGAUAUUGGCAGGCAGUCUGACAACCAUUGACGUUAAUAUGUAGACAGAAACAGCUCAGGGGCUGCAUUCCGUGGAAGCUGGAUCCCGUGAUGCAGUUGCAAAUCAAGUUUCCGCGCCCGGGUUUAGUGAGCAUUCGCAUAGGACGGGCCUCAAGCAAAACACAGUUAAAAGCCAAAACAACCCGGAGCCGGCAACCACAAUCCAAGUCGCAUAAACCUGUAGUGUGGUCGGCAUAGGCAUCAACUUUCCGCUGUAGAGCUUUUGAGACAGCCUCACUGCAGGAGCUCGGGGCAUGGAUCUGCUCUAGUCAGUUAAAUCCGCGUCAUGUACGAGUCAUAAAACACCCCGUU